AUGGCAGAGACUCUUUUGGCCUUUGGAGUGGAGAAGCUAUGGGACCUUCUUGUCCGAGAAUCUGAUCGAUUCCAGGGUGUUGAAGAGCAAUUUGAUGAGUUAAAAAGUGAUAUGAACAUGUUAAGGUGCUUUUUGGAAGAUGCAGAUGCCAAGAAACACACAAGUGCAAUGGUGAAAAAUACUGUGAAAGAGAUCAAAGAAAUUGUUUACGAUGCUGAAGAUAUCAUUGAAACCUUUCUUUUAAAGGAAGAACUCGGAAAAACAAGUGGUAUCAGGAACAGCGUGAAAAGAUUGGCUUGGGUUAUAGUGGAUCGCAGGGAACUUGCUUCCGACUUAAGAGCCAUAAGUAAGAGGAUCUCUAAGGUGAUCCGUGAUAUGAAGAGUCUUGGCGUACACCAGGUCAUUCUCAAUGAAGGAUAUAUUCAGUCUCUACAGGAAAGACAAAGAGAAAUGCGACAAACAUUUUCUAACGACAAUGAAAGUGUUCUUGUGGGGUUGGAGAAGAACAUUGAAAAAUUGGUACUGGGAUGGGCGGUCUUGUUUACAAGGAAGUAUGUGUGGCAGACGAUCUUGAAGAAACUCAGGCCAGCAUAUAAGGUGUCUCAUAUGACAGAAGACGAACUUCAAGAAAAUCUCUUUAAAGUGUUGGAAACACAAAAAGCUUUAAUUGUCCUUGAUGAUAUAUGGAGAGAGGAAGAAUGGGAUAGGAUAAAGCCAAUGUUUCCAAGAAAAAAAGAAUCUAAGGUUGAUGAAGAAAUGGAAGAGAUGGGUAGGCAGAUGAUCAAACAUUGUGGAGGACUACCGUUGGCUGUUAAGGUGUUAGGAGGGUUGUUAGCUGCACAGUACACAUCACGUGAGUGGAAAAGGAUAUAUGAGAAUAUUAGAUCUCACAUCGUUGGGGGGACUAGCUUCAAUGAAAAAAAUAUCAGUUCGGUAUAUCAUGUUUUGUAUAUGAGCUUCGAAGAACUGCCGGUUUAUCUGAAGCAUUGCUUCCUCUACCUAGCCCAUUUUCCAGAAGAUAAAGUAAUAAAUGUAGGGGAUCUGGCAUACUACUGGGAUGCAGAAGGAAUACCAAGGCCGAGGCAUUACGAUGGAGCAACCAUUCGAGAAGUCGCUGAUGGAUACAUAGAAGAAUUGGUGAAGAGAAACAUGGUUAUUUCUGAAAGAAGCGAUAGUACGUCAAGAUUUGAAAUAUGUCACUUGCAUGACAUGAUGAGAGAAGUUUGUCUGCUUAAAGCUGAAGAAGAGAAUUUUAUACAAAUUGCUGAUGCAAGUUCCUUUACCUCACCUACAAAAUCUCAAUCUCCUUGUACGUCGCGCAGACUUGGUAUACAUUCGUCUGAUGAUACAAUUCAUAUGGAGGGGUAUAGCAAGAAUCCAAAACUUAGAUCUUUGAUUAUCAAGAAGCAGUAUCGGGGGUCAAAGUGGAAGGCAUCAGGUUUAUGCUUUAAAGGACUGCAAUUGAUGAGGGUGUUAGAUAUUACUGGAGCCGAAUUUCAAGAAGGGAAGUUACCAUCUAGCAUUGGAAAGCUUAUCCACUUGAAAUAUUUGAGUCUAUAUCGUGCUCGGGUAUCUCAUCUACCUUCUUCUAUGCGGAAUCUGAAGUUGCUCCUCUAUUUGAAUCUAAAUGUUGAAGCUGGAUCUCCACUUUAUGUUCCUAAUAUCUUGAAAGAGAUGCAAGAACUGAGAUAUCUCUGGUUACCGAGUGAAAUACAUGAUAAGGCAGACUUAGAAUUAGGUGAUCUAAUCAACUUGGAAGUAUUGGAGAAUUUCUCAACAAAACAUAGCAGUGUGACGGAUCUUCAUCGUAUGUCAAGCCUCAGGACUAUCUCAAUCUUAUUCAAUUGUGAGUAUACUCUGCAAACUCUAACUUCACCUCUAUGUGAACUGAGUUGCUUGGAAAAUCUUACUAUAAGCGAUCACGAGGCUGGUACAGAAAAUAUUCUUUACGAUUUCAUCCGAUGUGUGGAGGAGGAUCCAUUGCCGAUUCUCCGGAGAAGAUAUUGCAACUGCAGAACAAGAAUGAUUUGCUCGAGCGGUGGGUUUCCUCAGUUGAAAAAUCUAGUAUUGGAAAAACUAGAUCCGUUAGAAGAGUGGAUAGUAGAAGAAGGCUCCAUGCCACUUCUACAUACUCUGUCUAUCACUCAUUGUAAUAACUUGAAGGAGCUUCUUGAUGGGCUGAGAUUUAUCACUUCCUUGAAAGAAUUGACAAUUAUCACAACUGAAUCAAAGUUCAAGGAGAAAUUGUACAGAGGAGGGGAAGAUCAUUACAAAGUCCAACACAUUCCUCUCGUUAAAAUUCCUGUUGUUAGCAUGAGUUAUACUCCUGAAGAGCGUUACGGAUGGGUAAUAAGAAUAGACAACCAGGUGAAUAUGUUCUGA
Microthlaspi erraticum is the source of this 2382-nucleotide messenger RNA. NCBI's taxonomy places the organism in Eukaryota, Viridiplantae, Streptophyta, Magnoliopsida, Brassicales, Brassicaceae. The record is from the annotation of a GenBank genome assembly.